AUGUCAACUGUUUCUGGAUCAACUACUAAGUCAUGUAUGUCUGAAAGAGCAAAGGCAGAGAAGAGAUUGCGACUUGCAAAUUUGAGAAAGCAACAAAUUCUGAAGCAAGCUGAGUUGAAACGUGAACAACUGGAGCUAGAUGCCGAAGCCGAGCUGAGAAGUAAGCAAGCCGAUUUGAAACGUAAGCAACUUGAAUUAGAUUCUCAAACUUUAGCAGCCGAAGCAGAUGCUGAAGAAGCUCAAAUUGAGUAUGAUAUGCUGUCAAGUGCUAGCCAUUCAAGACGGGGCUCAGUUAUUGACGGGUCAACAUUUUAUGGAUUUGAGGCUCAAUCUAGUUCUGAGAAAGUUGUCAAGUCAACACCGAUUACUGAUCAUUUGAAGUUAUUAAGUCAAGAUGAUGUGGCUGAUACGUCACUUCCGCCUCCUACGAAACCAUCAAAUGUGUCGGACUUUGAUCCAGAGAAAGCAAAUAGAAUCUUGCGGCAAAUUUUUACUCCUAUGGCAAAUGAUGACAAAGGAUGUAUGUUGGAUCCGAACGUUCCAUUCAUAUCAAAUGAGAAUCAUGUUCCAUCACCUGCGAAGAAUUUGGUGAGUGAUAUUAUGUAUGAUCAUAGAUUUGAUGCCAGUACAAAUCAGCAUCUCAUUCCCUUGAUUCCCACUGAAGUUGGAAAUGUUCAAACUGAAGUGCCGAAUGUUGAACCUGUAAACAGGUCAGCAGCCCAUGAUAUUAAGAUUGAGUCACCGGGUACUAUACGAAGCCAUACUAAGAUGGAAUAUGGUACGCCGGAUCACACUGUUCAUGCAAUGGCGCAGCUGACGCAAGCUUUACAGGGAGGAAUGCUGAAUGUAGCAAAUAUCAUUAAGCAAGGUUUGAUGUUCCCUCAUAUUAAGAUGACAACAUUUAAAGGAGAAAUUCUUAAAUAUACAGAGUUUGUUCGAGAAUUCAAUACUUUUAUUGGUUCGAGUCAAUUGGAUGUUGCUCAAAAAUUGAAUUGUUUGAUUUCCAAUUGUGAAGGUCCUGCUAAAGAAGCAAUAUUGUCAUGUGGUUCUUUACCUGCAGAAAGAGGUUAUGAACUGGCACGAAGUAUUUUGCAUCGAAAUUAUGGUCAGAGGCAUCUCAUAAUUGAUGCACAUAUGCAAUUACUUACUGAAGGUCCCUCAAUAAAGGCGAAUGAUGUUAAUGCAUGGGAUGAAUUGGUCACCCAGGCACGGAAUUGCCUCAUUGUAUUCAAGGAAUAUGAUGCCAGAUGUAGUUUGGAUGAUUUAACUACAUUAAGAAAGAUUGUAAAGAGAUUUCCAAUACAACAUUUAUGGAAAUUUGCUCACAUUGCUAAUGAGAAGUACACCAAUGGAGAUAUUGUCAAUUUUGAUACUCUUCUUACAUUUAUGGAGACAGUUUCAAAUGUGAAUAGAUCUGGAUUUGGUAAGCUUGCACUUGAGACACAUAAAGGAAAGAAAUAUGUUGACAGUCCGAGUCAGCGGGGCAACCGCAGUGUGUCAUCAUUUCUUAUUUCUGAAGAGUCAUCUUCUAAAGCACCCACAGCUGAUCCUAAGUUGAAUCAUUUUGCAAGCCAGUGCAAGUCAAAUUAUCAUUGUAGAGCACCAGGUUGCAAUAGAAGACAUCACACACUGUUGCAUGUUAAUAAGAAGCCUGAUUCAGUGAAACCAAAUGGUAGUACAGAUGUGCAAUCACCUCAAGAUGUGAGGUCUAAUGAGGCCGGAGCUACGACCGCCAAUGAGGCCGGUGUAACUUCGACUCAGUUGUGUGCUACUGAAGUUAAACCUGCCACCUUUAUAAGAAGAAAGGUGGUUCCUGUGCGAGUAUGGGGAACCGAUAAUCAAUCAUACAACACAUAUGGAUUCAUUGAUGAUGGCAGUAAUGUUAGCAUUAUCAAAACUGAGCUUAUGAAGAAACUUGGUUUGCGAGGCACCAGCGACCCACUCGUAAUUAAGACGUUGGGUGGGAAAAUAGAACAUAAAUCAAGUCCUGAAGUGUCACUGAAUAUUCAAGGACUCAAUGAAACUAGGAUUAUUCAGAUGCAUGGAGUUCGAGUGUUGGACGAUCUUCCCUCGGAUUUGGAAUGCAACAUACCGUCUAAUAGUGCGAUGGCGAAAUACGAAUACUUGAAAGAUAUCAAUUUUCCAAAUGCAAAGAAUGCAAAAGUUGAAGUCCUGAUUGGUGUAGAUGUGCCUGAAGCUCAUGCGUGUUAUGGAAUGCGACGUGGGAGUAAUUCAGAGCCAUUUGCUGUGCAUACUGGUCUUGGAUGGGCAUUAUUCGGGCCAGAUGGCAAAUUUCAUCAACCAAGUGUAAAACAUCUUGAUUGGAUUCAUUUGGAUAAUGAAGAAUUGCAUGUUCAGAUGGAGCAAGCUUUUCGGAAUGAAUUAAAGGAUUCUAAUGUCAGCGGAUUCGACACUUUACCAUCUAUUGAAGACAAACAGGCUUUAAAGAUCAUGAAUGAUUCAAUUUGUACAGUGAAUGGAAGAUAUCAAGUCAAGAUUCCAUGGAGGUCAUCUAAUAUCGAGUUGCCUGAUAAUAAGCAAGUUGUUGAACGAAGAUUUGAGAAUUUACAGAGACGUUGUGUCAAAGAUUCUGGAUAUUAUGAAAAAUAUAAAGCCAAGAUGGAUGAAUACAUCUCUAAAGGAUAUGCUAGUAAAAUUGAAGACCAAGAUUUGAUACACAAGAAAAAUACAGGGUAUAUUCCUCACCAUGGGGUUGGAGGAAAAUUUCGAAUUGUUUUUGACGCGUCUGCCAAGUGUAACGAUAUAUCAUUGAAUGACAAUGUUUUAAGCGGACCACCGGAAACAAGCAGUUUGUUUGGUGUCCUUACAAGAUGUCGCGAAGAGAAAGUUCUGAUCAUUGGUGAUAUUUCUGCAAUGUAUCAUCAAUUUUUGGUUGCACCGGAAGACAGAGAUUCUCUGCGGUUCCUUUGGUGGCAAGAUGGAGAUUACAAUCAACCAGUUGCAGAGUAUCGUUGGAAUGUUCACAUUUUUGGUGGCUCUUGGGCUCCUAGUGUAUGCUGUUAUGCCCUGAGGAGAGUUACUGUCGACAAUCGAGAUCACAUGGACAAGGAAACUUUAAGUGCAAUUAAUGAAAAUUUUUACGUCGAUGAUUUGCUUCGGUCAGAGCCAACCGUGGAAGAUGCAGUUCAUCGUAUAAAGGAUUUGUCCUGUCUUCUUGAUGGUUCGGGAUUUCAUCUUACUAAGUUUUUGAGUUCUCAACCUGAAGUUUUGGAAACUAUCUCUGAAGCAGAUAGAUCACCUACUACAAUAAUCAAUAUUGAGCAAAAACCAUAUACAAGACGUGGAUUGUUGGCGAUGCAAGCACAGAUUUUUGAUCCUCUUGGUAUUUUGGGUCCUUUUUUGUUACCUAUGAAGAGAUUACUUCAACAAUUAUGUGCAGAGAAUUUUACCUGGGAUCAACAGUUACCUGAUAAAGCUAUUGAUUUAUGGAAAAAGUGGAUGGUUCAACUUCCUGAAUUUAGAAAAGUUUCUGUGCCAAGAUGGUUCAAAGGCUCCAAAUAUGGUGAUUGUACAAUGCAGUUGCAUACUUUUUGUGACGCCUCUGAAGUUGGUCUGGGAGUUGUGAGUUAUGUUCGAGUUGAAAGCAAGGAUGGCAAUAUACAUUGUGAGUUUAUUGCUGGGAAAUCGCGAGUUGCACCACUGAAGUCCAUUUCAAUUCCUAGACUUGGGUUGUCUGCUGCUGUCAUUGCUGUGAAACUAAGUGCAAUGAUUCAAAAAGAGUCAAAAUAUAAAUUUGAAGAAGUCGUAUUUUGGUCUGAUAGUACAUCAGUGCUGCAAUACAUCAAUAAUGUCAAAACAAGAUUUAAAGUAUUUGUAGGAAAUAGACUUUCUGUAAUACAUGAGCAUUCUACACCAAAGCAAUGGAGAUAUGUUGGCACUAAAGAAAAUCCAGCGGACUUGGCAUCGAGAGGAGUCAUGCCUGAGAAGUUAAGCAAGUGUGAUUUGUGGUUCCAGGGUCCUGAAUUUUUGAGAAAGAGUGAAGAUUAUUGGCCAGAAAGACCAAAAGUUUUGCCAAUGAGUGAAGACAAUUGUGAAAUCAAGAAAGCACACCAGAUGUUUGCUAUAACACAGGAAACGAUUGAGAAAACACCAGUCUUUUUCACGUUAUUGAAGAGAUAUUCAUCUUGGAGAAAAUUACAGAAGUCAGUUGCAUGGUUGACACGUUUCAAGAAAUGUAUGUCAUGGAAAUUUGGUCAUGCUAAUAAACCCGAAUUUUGUAAGGAAGGUUUAACUGUGGAUGAAAUAAAUGCUGCGACUCAUGACAUAUUAUAUCUUGUGCAGAUGGAAAUGUUUUCGGAAGAUGUGUUCAAGAUGGACAAGAAUUCACCAUUGCGAGCUCUAUCACCUUGUUUGAUUGGGGGCUUAAUAUGUGUUGGAGGUAGACUACAGCGAUCUACUUUACCUGAGGAAAGCAAGCAUCAAGUUAUCUUGCCAUACAAUCAUCCUGUGACUGAUCUCAUUAUCAAUUAUUAUCAUUUACUGGAGGGACACAGUGGAACACUGCAUGUCUUAUCUGUUAUUAGACAGCGGUUCUGGAUCAUCAAAGGUCAUUCUGCGGUCAAACGUGUUCUUCGUCAAUGUUUGAAAUGCAAGAAGAGGCGAGCUAAACCAGGUUCGCAAAUUAUGGCACCGCUGCCUGAAUUGAGAGUUAAACCAGGAAACCCACCAUUUAGUGUAACUGGUGUGGAUCUUAUGGGUUAUUUUCAUGUCAAAUCUGGUCGCAGUGAUGUAAAGCGAUGGGCUGUGGCAUUUUCUUGCAUGGCAAGUCGAGCAAUUCAUAUUGAGGUUGUGAAUAGUUUGAACACCUCUGACUUUAUCAAUGCACUGGAAAGAUUUGUAGCAAGAAGAGGUCCUGUAUUGGAGUUGAUUUCUGACAACGGGUCAAAAUUUUACUUCUGCGAAUAA
Molecule: messenger RNA, 4926 nt
Organism: Styela clava
Lineage: Eukaryota; Metazoa; Chordata; Ascidiacea; Stolidobranchia; Styelidae
Source: RefSeq, a predicted model, not a curated record